UAACUGCGGAGUACCAAUAAACAUGCACGCAUUCUGUAACAGGAACCUGGAUAACGAAGGAAUAUUCCGUUUCCCUAGCAACCGACUCUGCAGUCUGAGGGGAGUGAAUCACCGUGAGGUAUUGAUUAAGCCAGAGUCGCCAUUUUUCGUGGUUCCGAUGUAAACAGAAUGGGUAAAACAGGGUUGUCUCGUUGAAAAGUCACAGUUCCUAGAAGAACCCGUCUCCUGUGGCUACAUCCAGUACAGAUUGAAGACAGCAGCACAAUGGAUGCCAUUGGGCCGAUAAUCUUCAUACUGAUGGCUUUCGUCUUCAUUGGUAACAUCGGCUUGUGCGUCAUCAUUAUCGCCUCCAAACGACUUCGUCAACGACUUCGAUUUUGGUUCAUCGUUGGAACAGCGGUGUGCGACAUGUUGGCCGGAGUUACUCUGUGCCUCUGUGGAGUGCAGUAUUACCAAGGAAACAGAUACGAUUGUACCUUUCUGAUAAUCCUCAUGGCUUUUGUGUACUUCGGUAUGCAAUUUGUUAACUUGUGGUACCUUGUGGCACUGAAUGUCGAUUUCUGUGUGCGUUUGUGUCGACCCCGCUUGCCAAGGUUAUCGCAAUGUGGAAGGAUCCUUCUGUACUUGACCUUGGCCCUUGUCCCCUGGGCGGCCAUGUUCCUAACUGUCACACCUGGUAUAGCUUUAGGAUUGCGCGAUUAUGUGAACGAAACAUGGCAGUGUUCGUUUAUACUAAGCUUAGAAUCGGAUAUCCCGUUGAAAGUAAUAUGCUGCUUGUUGCCGCUAUUGGUUAUCAUUGGUACUUUCAUAUACAUGGUUUAUAAACCCUGGGCCCUAUCCCUACCAGGGUCGUAUGUAAAUAUGACGACACAGCUGAUUGAAGAGUCCGAUGAUGACGUCAUUGAACCUCGUCGCUGUUUCAUAAUUCCGUGUAUGGUUACUAUUGCGUGCUCGGCUCCUUUUCAGAUUUGGAAAAUUAUACCACCAGAGAGCCUUGAUGUUGGUGGUUUUUAUGAGACAGAGAGCGUUUUAAUACUUAUUCUUUUGUCUAAAGCUGCUAUCUUGCCGUUUGUGUGGCUGAUUUUGCCAAGCCUUAAAACGGAAAUUAAAUACAUUUGCCUUAAGCGACAGGAAACAGGAUUCGCCACCUACAGGCGAUUUCCACAACAACACGAUUCAGGGGAGGUAACAAUUUCUCAGUCUGAGGAUGAGUGACACUGAUUUCCAGUGGAGGUAAACAGAUCUGAUGAAGAUUCAGAGGCGGUGAUAUAAUCUUACUUGAAUGGAUGACGGUAGAUUAUUCAGGGGAGGUAACUUCUCACUCUGAUGAACAGCUUUGACUAUUCUGGGGAGGCAACAACACGUCAAACGUCAAGGGAGGUAACCACGUCUCACGAAUUACGUUGAUUAUUCCGGGAGGGAUAUCAACUUACUCUGAUUCUCUCGGCCCGAUCCGAGUGAACCCGAGUGGUGUAGUACUUUCCCCUCGGCAAUAGAUUUAAGAGGAGAAAAAGUGACAACUGUUCCGAUUAACCGGCAAACACUACCAUUAAAGUGCCUUGUUACAUGA
Messenger RNA from Haliotis rubra (blacklip abalone), 1570 nucleotides. RefSeq lists its product as uncharacterized. The coding region runs from base 265 to 1215 and encodes 316 amino acids. Gene Ontology annotation, cellular component: membrane. The record is from RefSeq and is a predicted model, not a curated record. The transcript has 2 exons. NCBI's taxonomy places the organism in Eukaryota, Metazoa, Mollusca, Gastropoda, Lepetellida, Haliotidae.